AUGGGAUUCUACCGGGAGCGGGUGACCCCAGGAUCAGCAUAUAUCUGCCUGGAACGACGUCUUCACAAUGUCACCAACUACUUCCUCAUGUCACUUGCUGUGGCUGACUUGCUCGUCUCCCUGGUCGUGAUGCCUUUUGGGGCUAUCGCUGGCUUCCUCGGAUACUGGCCUUUCGGACUUGUGUGGUGCAACAUCUACGUGACAUGUGAUGUGCUUGCUUGCACGUCCAGCAUCAUGCACAUGUGUACGAUCUCGUUGGGCAGAUACCUGGGCAUACGCAACCCGCUAAAAACCAGGAGUAGCAGCAAGAAGACGGUGGCAGUGAAGGUGGUCCUGGUGUGGCUCUUGGCGAUGCUCAUCACGUCUUUCAUCACCGUGCUGGGCAUCGUGGACACGGCGAACAUCAUGCCCACCGAGGACGUCUGCGCCAUCAACAAUCAGGCGUUCUUCAUCUUCGGUUCCCUCUGCGCCUUCUACAUCCCUAUGGUGAUCAUGGUCGUGAGCUACGCCCUCACCGUUCACCUGCUGAGGAAGAAAGCGAAGUUCGCAAGCGACGCGCCGGCAGGGAAGGCUCGGACGAUGGGUCGAUAUCGGUCCGUUCGUCGCAAGCCACAGCAGCCGCCGCACUCGUUCACGUUCACCCCGAGGUCGUCCUACCGAGGGACCUACUCGAACGGCCACACGGGCCACUACGAAUUCUCGAACAUCCACAAGUGCGAGCAGGCUACGCAGACGCCCGAGUCCAUCGCCCGUGAGACGAGGAACUUUAAGUUGAAAGCUCUCCGGCUGCAGCUGGUGGGGACGGCCGCGUGGCACCUCCGCUUCCUGCCGUCGAGGAAGAGAGACGCCCUGGCUGCCAACGCCGUGGCCAACGAGCAAAAGGCCUCCAAGGUCUUAGGACUCGUGUUCUUCGCCUUCGUCAUCUGCUGGACGCCCUUCUUCAUCCUCAACAUCUACUUCGCCGCGUGCCCCACGUGCCAGGUCUCGGACCACCUCGCUAACGUGUGCUUGUGGCUCGGCUACGUCUCCUCCACAAUCAACCCAAUCAUUUACACAAUCUUCAAUCGAACAUUCAAAGCUGCGUUCAUCAAGAUCUUAAAAUGUGACUACAACUUUGAUCACCGCCACGUCAGGUCACACUCGAUGUCUGACAACAUGCCUGGACCCUACGGAGGGCCGACGGCGUCAGCUGUGGCGACCCCUUGCUCCAUACGCACGCUGUCUACUUACGUCAAGAGCCCGAGCUACCCGCACACACUCACCAACCCGGAACAGGAACAAGAACACGAAUGUUAAACGCCGAUGCGAAAGUCUGUUCUCUAUUAUACAGACCGUGUUCCUCAUGGACGCAAAACAGACGCAGAUUAAACAUAGUGAUUGUUACAUUAUCAUCUGUGUGCUCAAGAAUCCCGAGAGAUAUAAAGUUAAACAGUAAAUCAUGAUUGCCUUUCACGUUAACGUACACGCACAAGUGGUCAAAAUAAAUAUUGAUCUUCCAUUGUCAAUAGAAGGAAAUAGUUAAAACUGGCUGGAGGAACACGUAUUCCCACUUUAUGAAUGAACUACCCGUAUGUGCUUCAUGGUUUCCAGCCACUAACGUAUGUAUGUAUGCUUCCUUUGUUACACAGACAUAUUUAUUAUCCCCUUCAUGAUUAAACGUUUAUUUAUUCAUGUGAAUUAUUUUUCUUGCAACAAUUUUUGUACUUGAAUCUCAUUGCUCGUGUCUGUGUAUUCUUGUAUCUAUAGCUCUUAACGAUGUUACAAACAUGAUCUCAAAAAACAGACAGUCGAAUGGCUCUGAAUUUGCCUGGAGAAAGAUUCUUAAUUUCUAUCGUUUAUUGAUAUAUAUAAAAAAGAAAAUACUCGUCGGAUUAAUGAUUGUUACUGAAUCAGUAGAGAUAAUGGGUUUAUUCCGCAAUAUUAGAAAUUGCCAGGCAAAUCAUUAUAAUGAUAGAUGAUGAUUAUUAAAACUUAUUUUCACUACAGUUCCAAAUACUGUAAAUGUUUCCUCAGGGAAGUGCAAGAACUUUGAAUUAACUACAGUGCUUGAACUUGGGUUCGUUUAACUGACUAAAGAAAAUGCGAACCUACUCGUAAAGUGGAUAGAAAAUUGACAUAUCAUUCCUUAUCGAAUCAUAAGAGAUUAGAGAACAACUUCGCUUAUUCUUCUCGCCAUGUUUUCAAAACAGGUUGCGCCAUGUUGACAACGGAGGCGUAAUGAACAGGGUCACAGA
This is a messenger RNA of Penaeus indicus, 2234 nucleotides long. It is a transcript of the gene 5-HT2A, whose product is annotated as 5-hydroxytryptamine receptor 2C-like. Gene Ontology annotation, cellular component: dendrite; plasma membrane. The coding region runs from base 1 to 1296 and encodes 431 amino acids. Gene Ontology annotation, biological process: G protein-coupled receptor signaling pathway, coupled to cyclic nucleotide second messenger; serotonin receptor signaling pathway; chemical synaptic transmission. Gene Ontology annotation, molecular function: serotonin binding; G protein-coupled serotonin receptor activity; neurotransmitter receptor activity. Lineage: Eukaryota; Metazoa; Arthropoda; Malacostraca; Decapoda; Penaeidae. The transcript is spliced from 4 exons. The record is from RefSeq and is a predicted model, not a curated record.